CCAGCCCCUGCCCCCGGCCCUGACUCUGUGACUCUCUUCCCAGUGGACGUGACUCUGGAUCCAGACACGGCUCAUCCCGAACUCGUCCUGUCUGAGGAUCGGAAACAUGUGAGAGACGAAGACACAUGGCAGGAUCUGCCGGACAACCCUGAGAGAUUUGAUACGUAUCUCAGUGUCCUGGGCGCUGAGGGUUUCGCGGGCGGGAGGCAUUACUGGGAGGUGGAGGUGGGAGACAACCCUGAGUGGGACCUGGGGGUUUGUAGGGAAUCUGUGAGCAGGAAGGGGGACAUCACACUCUCACCUGAGGAUGGGUACUGGGUCGUGUGGCUGUGCGAUGGGGAAUACGAGGCCCUCACCUCCCCCCGACCCCCUCCCCGUGAGCGUCAGCCCAGCCGGGUGGGGAUUUUCCUGGACUAUGAGGCGGGUGAGGUCUCGUUUUACAAUGUGACUGACAGGUCCCAUCUCUUCACUUUCACUGGCACCUUCUCCGGGACGCUCCGCCCUUAUUUCCAUCCUGGUUACAACGCUGAGGGUACAAACGCGGCUCCCCUGAUAAUCUGCCCGGUCCCAGCUCAGGCCGGAGGGAAUCUCUGUCCCUGACAGUGACCCCGCGGUACAGACUGACCCCUCCCAGCGCUGCUGCUCUUCCCGCCCUCAGUGGUGGGGGCCAGUUACUGCAGCAACUGGACUUUUUGUGCUGACCGGACGCUGCCAGUUUCCCUGUUCAACUGGAGCUUCCAGUCGAAAAACAGACACCUGGAAACCCCCAGCCCUCACCUUCCCCGUCCCCUGCCCCAGGGGUAGCAGAUGGGGGUGGAUGGGGUCAUUUACCCCUGUCAGAAUUGUCUACCCCUGUGAAAGUUCAACGUAAAAUAUGGAAAGAAAAAAGAUUAUUCUAAUUU
This is a messenger RNA of Chrysemys picta bellii (western painted turtle), 902 nucleotides long. Lineage: Eukaryota; Metazoa; Chordata; Testudines; Emydidae. The record is from RefSeq and is a predicted model, not a curated record.